This is a messenger RNA of Microplitis demolitor, 1061 nucleotides long. Its product is annotated as zinc finger matrin-type protein 2-like. Bases 400 to 1014 code for a protein of 204 amino acids. Gene Ontology annotation, molecular function: nucleic acid binding; zinc ion binding. The record is from RefSeq and is a predicted model, not a curated record. Lineage: Eukaryota; Metazoa; Arthropoda; Insecta; Hymenoptera; Braconidae. Gene Ontology annotation, biological process: mRNA splicing, via spliceosome. Gene Ontology annotation, cellular component: U4/U6 x U5 tri-snRNP complex; spliceosomal complex. The transcript has a single exon.
UCUCUAUAGCUUAUGGGACAAUCUAUAUAUUUUUUGUUUUGUCGUGUCGAGUGUCGGGUUUUUACUAUAAAAUCUUUUGUGGUUUGUUAUUUAAACAGCAAUAAGAAGUGUAAUUAAUUAAAGUUGAUAUAAUAGAAAUUUUCAGUGGUUUUUACUUGUAAAAAAAGUUAGUAAGCAACACGUGGUAUUGCAGACUGGCCUUUAUGAACUUAACGAUUGUAUAGGUUAGAAUUUUAUUAAUUAUAUACGUAUAUUUUACGUAUAGUCCUUAUAUUUAAUAUUAUUAAUUUAAUAAUUAAAUAAUUUGAAUUUAGUGACUGAAUAUUUGUAUUUAAAUAUUGUAAUUAGUGUUGACAAAAUUUGUUUGUACAUUAUAAUUAAAUAAAUAAGUAAUUAAAAAUGACUCAAAGACCAGAUGACCAUAGAAGAAAAUGGAAUCGUGAGGAGUAUGAAGAAUUGGCACUUCAACGUCUUCGAGAAGAAAUUGCAAAAGAUGAAUUGGGUGUACCCAAAAAACCAGCAGUACAACGUGAACCACUUAAACCAAGAGAUUAUAAAGUUGAUUUGGAUUCAAAACUUGGAAAAACUGUUGUUAUUAAUAAAAACACAUUUUCAUCUCAAUCAGGUGGUUAUUACUGCAAUGUAUGCGAUUGCAUUGUUAAAGAUUCGAUUAAUUUUUUGGACCAUAUCAAUGGAAGUAAACAUCAGAAAAAUUUGGGAAUGUCCAUGAAAAUUGAACGGUCAUCAUUGGAACAGGUAAAAGCGCGUUUUGCUGCUAAUAAAAAAAAGUUAGAAGAGAAGAAAAAAGAUUAUAAUCUGGAAAAACGUGUUAAAGAAUUAGAAGAGGAAGAAGAAAAACUUAAGGCGUAUAGAAAGGAGAAAAGGAAAGACAAGAAGAGAAAAAUAAAUGAAGCUAGCGAAGAAGAGGAAGGAAAAACAGAUGAUUAUGAUGAAAUGGCAGCUGUAAUGGGGUUCUCAGGAUUUGGGUCAAAGAAAAAUAAAAACGGGAAAUAAUAACUUUUAUUAGUUGAUCGAAGGAUUUAAAAUUUGUGUUAAUUGCG